AUCCUUUGUAUUCCGGGGAGACUCGGACGGGCUAUGGGGGGGAGGGAUUCCCGCAGAAGUUUUCCUCUUGCGACUUCGAAUAGCUCCGGUCAGCUGAUCGCAAAGCAUGUCGUCGUGUGGCCUCUUGAUGGUCCGUAGGUUGAUGUGGUAUUGUUGUUGUCGUCUCUCGGUGGUAUGGGCAAUGGGUCGUUGGACGUCUGUUCGUGUCUGGGACCGACGAUCGACGAUGCAGAUGCUGUACUGACACUAGUAGCCGGAGCAGUGAGCGCGACGUAUUCCUUCGUGUAUGGCAGUCUCCCACGAUCAACGUCGCUGAAACUCGAGAGUGGUAGAGUCUUUCUCGCUGUGCGCGAGACUGGAACAUGUCAUUCCGCUGCUACGGAACAUUCGGUGUCAUCGUUUCUCGAGGCCGUCCGGAUCCGAUAUAAUACUUGUUCUCAAGCUAGAAACUCAUGUGAGAUCCAUGUGAACUGCUUGAAAAUGCGGUGGAAUGUUUUUUUCUCUACAUUUCUCUGCUGGCUGUCAACGGUGAUCUCGGACGAGGUCAGACUGGAGCUUGAAACGAAUGGACCCGUUUACUAUAAAGCUCCGUUGGCGAUUUCGGGUCGUCUCGAAGGAGCUUACGACCGGGAAUACGAAUGGAUUUUUUAUUCGAGGCUACCAAGCGGUAAUUUCGAGCGAAUACUCUACAGAAGGAAGAGCGCGAUGAUCAACGAGACAUUCGAUUUGAGCGAAACUCAAGCCGGACAAUUCGACAUGUCUGUAAGGGUCACCUAUACCCCCUUCCUCUCCCCCAGAACCAUAGCCUACGGAGAGAUCAAAUUUGAGCUAACGAACAAAAUCCCGGUGUUUGUAGACUUCCUUCAGAACGGUACAAAAUUGACGCCCCAGGACGGCGCACUCAGAGUCAGCUCUGCCGAUAUUGUGAAUGCGACUACCCGGAUCAACGAUCCCACAGGAUAUUUCCAGCGGGACGGAACACAAAUUACGACUCAAUGGGCGGUGAAUAAUGGUUUGCGACUGAAAAACGCAUCGUUCGCACAGUGGUAUCCGACGGCGCCGGACAGGAUUCAGGAUACAUUAGAGAUGUUCAUGACGGCAGUCGAUUCGAACAACACCGUCACGGACGGUUCUGUCAGCACAGUGAUCGAAGCCCGCGAUCCGAUCUUGAACCUGAAUCUCGAGGAUAAACUCUGGUUCCAGAGAGGGAACCUCACACAUCUCAAGUUCACGUGCAAUGCCAGUACUCCGAUUUAUUACUGUUUCAAAUACGCCUCAAAAACGACUAACAUAUCGGAGUUCAACUGUACGGAUGAUGACUAUAUCCGCCGAGAUGUCUGUCAGUUCUCGUUGACUCAUUAUUUUGGUCGCGUCGGAGACCACGAAGUCAUGAUAAAGGUACGAAACGCGGUCAACGACAUUCUCCAUUGGGACCCCUUGAAGAGCAUCUAUAUCGUGCACGUGUACGACGUGCCAACGAAGGGACUCCUCCGGUUGUUCAUCGUUCCCAUUUCAUGCGUGAUACUGGGAACCAUCGUAGCGGUAUCUGGCUACGCGCUAUACGAGCACACGAAAGGGGACAUGCGAGUCGAAGUUGCAAAUUUCGACUUCGCUGGAAAUUCGACGCGAGAAGAGCUUGAUGCUUCUCUUGUUGAAAGAACAUUCUGGACGCAUCUUCGGGAUGAACUCGCCGAGAGCAGUCCCAUAUUCCAUUGGCUUACUCGGAAACCGCCGCAGCCGCCCGUCGAUCGUGUGAACGACAGUAAGGAAGGCGAUGACGAACCAAUCUGCCCUGAGCCUUGAGGGCGCCUAUCCGAGAUCUUUACUUUGCGGAUGAAACGAAUUAUUCGCGUCCGGUGAGUGAUGCUCUUCCGGGUAAACGAGACCGUUGUUACGUAAGAGCGCCUCGGGAGCCGAGGUCAUGAAGCGAGGGAAGCGAAUCAACAGAUUUCGUUAUUUGCAAUAUCGAGGCAGUGAAGAGAUGUCCGGAGAGUGUGGUAUCGUCGUUACAGUAACCGGGGCUCUGCGUAGGUAUUCGAGAUACAAUGGUCGAAUCGUUUGUAUAGUAUUUAAAUAGGAUCGAUCAAUCGUUCGCUUCCACAGAUUAUACACUUUACCCCGUUAAUCGCUAGAGCCACACCAGCGAUAAGAUGUAAAAAGUGAAAGAAUAAAGAUGGUUUAUUUUGUAAAGGU
Galendromus occidentalis (western predatory mite) is the source of this 2193-nucleotide messenger RNA. RefSeq lists its product as uncharacterized. The coding region runs from base 175 to 1803 and encodes 542 amino acids. The transcript has 9 exons. NCBI's taxonomy places the organism in Eukaryota, Metazoa, Arthropoda, Arachnida, Mesostigmata, Phytoseiidae. Gene Ontology annotation, cellular component: plasma membrane. The record is from RefSeq and is a predicted model, not a curated record.